Cicer arietinum (chickpea) is the source of this 980-nucleotide messenger RNA. RefSeq lists its product as uncharacterized. The record is from RefSeq and is a predicted model, not a curated record. Lineage: Eukaryota; Viridiplantae; Streptophyta; Magnoliopsida; Fabales; Fabaceae.
AUGACGAGUAGCUCAUCCAAGCACCACCGCGAAGAAGCGCAGCCGGGAGAGAGAUAUUGCUCGAUUGCACUGAGGAGCUAUGGCGCAAGGAUCGUUCUCAGCUUCACUUGUGAUCUGGGAUGGUCGCACGGUUGUCUGACAGAUUUCAAUCUUUUUUUGCGCUGUCGUUUUGAUUCCGUUUGUAGAAACGUAACCCUAAACCCUCUCUCUGUACCGCUUCUUUCAACUGGGUCGCUUCCGUGUCCAGAACGUCGUCGUCACCAUCAUAUAGGAUUUGACAGUCUCAAAUCUAAGAACUGCUGCAACUGCAACGACCCUGCUCCUUUGGCCAGAGCAAAUGAUGAUAGACAGGAAAAUGGUGCAGAUUGUAAACAGGAUGUAAAUUAUGCUAAUGUAGCGAAUUGUUCUCAAUCUACAAAAGUUGCGAAGAGGGCCUGGGAAGCCUCUUUAUCCUCAUUGAAGUCACAGAGGGUGAAGGGAAGCCAGUUAGUUGACCGUCGAUCAGAUUCUAGCUGGGGUCUUAUCCAAGAGGCUGAUGAUAGGGUCAAUCCUUGUUUUGUGGAAGCCCCUCAUGGUGAUUGUUUGAUUACAAAAAAGUCUGAAAAAUGUAUUGCAGACCUUUUGCAUUUAGAAGCUCCUGCCAACUCAGAACUGCCAUCAACUAAACAAUGCUUUAGAAUCAUGUUGAUGAAUGUCACUGAUGAUGCUAAGAAAACACAGCUUGCAAAGGCGAUUGAAGACCUUGGUGGAACUAUUGCCUCUGAUGGAAGCACGACAAUGCAUGUUGUCACAGGAAAAAUGUGAAAAACUCUGAAUUUCUGUACCGCUCUCUGUUCGGAGUAGGUUCAAACCUCUAAUUUUAAACACUAAAUCUUGGUUUAUAUUUGAAAUCAAGUUUUAAUUGUCUAAAAAUUUGCAGUUAAUUGUAAUCUUGGUAUCUCUUGGUUUUUAAACAAAUAUUUGGAAGUGCAUUUCCCUAA